Amphibalanus amphitrite is the source of this 4542-nucleotide messenger RNA. RefSeq names its product toll-like receptor Tollo. Gene Ontology annotation, biological process: signal transduction. Lineage: Eukaryota; Metazoa; Arthropoda; Thecostraca; Balanomorpha; Balanidae. The coding region runs from base 139 to 3921 and encodes 1260 amino acids. The record is from RefSeq and is a predicted model, not a curated record. Gene Ontology annotation, molecular function: protein binding. The transcript is spliced from 3 exons.
GGCCAGUCGAGCUGCGGCCGCCGAGCAGUGCGCGCCGCUCCCAGUGUUCGUCCGUCCGUCCCCGCCAGUGACGCGACUGUGAUGUGCGCCGCUCACCGGAGCCGAUGAGGUGUGCGAGCGGCCCGUAGCGCGGCCGCCAUGACGUGUCCGGACACCGCUCCGGAUCCGCGCCUGGAUCCCCGCCUGGAUCCGCGGACAGACUGCGAUCCGGAGCCGGAGCAGAGCCGACAGCCACCCAGCCCGCGAGUCGCUCCGGGGCUGUCGGUCUGCCAGACACCUCCGGUACCCCCUCCACCGCCUCCUCCGCGGCUGUCCGCGGCGGCUCGGCCGGCGCCGGCGCCCCUCCGGCCGCUGGUGCCGCCGCUGGUGCCGCCGCUGGUGCUGGUGCUGGUGCUGCUGGCCGCGCCGGCCGCCGCGCUGACGCAGUGCCGCCGGGAGUGGGUGCCCCACGAUCAGCGGCUGUUGGUGCGCUGCCGGGUGGACAGUCUGUCGGCCGAGCUGGACCCGGCGCCGCUGCGGCUGCAGAGCCAUGAGACCGUGCGUGGCCUCCACCUGGUCUGCGUGGAGACCGGCCUGCCGCACGGACCGCUGCUGCCCGGCGCGUUCCGCCUCUUCCCGCAUCUGGAGGAGCUGCGGAUCGAGCAGUGCCUGAUCCCGGAGCUGUCGCGCGCCUCGCUGGACGGACUCCACAAGCUGAAGAACCUGACGUUUCGCACAAACGGCGUCGAGUGGUCGACGGCGGCCACGCUGCGCCUGUACCCGGACACGUUCCGCGCCAUGACGCGGCUGGAGCUGCUCGACCUCGGAGGGAACAACUUCUGGUCGCUGCCGGCCGGCAUCUUCUGUCCGCUGGCGCAGCUGCUGACGCUGAACCUCACCAACAACCGUCUGGGCGACCUGACCAACAUCUCGCUGUCGACGGCCGGCGGCGCGCCGUGCCCGCUGCCGGUGCGGGAGCUGGACGUCUCCGGCAACCAGCUGGUGUCGCUGCACGCCGGCCACUUCCCCGGCCUGCCGCGGCUGACGCGGCUCCUGCUGGACCGAAACGAGCUCUCCGAGCUGGGUGACGGACUGCUGCGGGUGCUGCCGGCGCUCCAGGUGCUCAACGUCUCGUCCAACCGGCUGUCGGCGCUGCCACCGGAGGCGUUCCGCGGCGCCGCGGCGCUCACCGAGAUUCAUCUGCAGCACAACCGUCUGCGUGUGAUGGCGCCCGGCGUGUUCGCCGGCCUCGAGCGGCUGCUGGUGCUGGACCUGUCACACAACCGGCUGUCGGACGACUGGGUCAACUCGGACACUCUCGCCGAGCUGCCCGGUCUUGUCCUGCUGCGGCUCGCGUACAACAACGUCUCGCGCGUCGACGCCGCCAUGUUUGAGUCGAUGCAGAAUUUACGCGUGCUCGACCUCGACUCGAACGCGCUGGAGACGCUGCCUUCUGGCGCAUUCGCGCAGCUCGGCGCGCUCACAGAGCUGGGUCUGUCGCAGAACCGGCUGGCGCGGCUGCCGGUCGGCGCGCUGGACGGCCUGGAGUCGCUGACCAGUCUCUCGCUCCGAGGCAACCGUCUGGUGGAGAUCGACGACGAUGUACUGGCGGCGGCGCCUCGGCUGCGGACGCUGGACCUAGCUGACAAUCGACUGGAGCGAGUACCGCCGGCGCUGGGUCGUCUCGGCUCGCUCAAGUCGCUCGACAUCGGUGGGAACCUAAUCGAGAGCGUCGACAACGCGUCUCUGUCUGUUCUGCCCGAGCUGUUUGCGCUCCAGAUGGAGGGAAAUCAAAUCAGCGACCUGUCUGACGUCCACUUCGGUAACCUCACCAAGCUUCGAGCGCUCAAUCUGGCACGGAACGAGCUCAACUCGCUUCCUUCGGGCGUGUUCGAUAAUCUGAGUAAUCUGCAGAUGCUGCGGCUGGAUAGUAACCAGCUAACGUCGCUCCGUGGCGCUCUCACCGGUCUGGACAGUCUGAAGUGGCUGAACGCCUCCAACAACCGACUGACUACGUUUGACUACGCUGACAUUCCACGUGGUCUCGAGUGGCUCGAUCUCCAUGGAAACGCGCUCACCGAGCUAGAAAAUGCGCAUGAGCUGGAAAAGGACCUCCGGCUGAAGACGUUGGACGUCAGCUUCAACCGAAUCACGACGCUGAGUCCGUUUCAGCUCCCCGACAUGCUGGAGACACUGAUUGCGCACGAUAACGCUAUCACCCAGGUGUAUCCCUACACCUUCUUCCGGAAGCACAACAUCUCACGGGUCGACUUGUUCGCCAACCAGAUCAGCACCAUCGACAUCAACGCCUUCCGUCUGAACCUCGCUACGGACCGACUGCGGCCAGAGUUUUACGUCGGCGGGAAUCCUGUGACAUGCGACUGUCGGCUGCAGUGGCUCGGCGAGCUGAACUCGAACAACGACUCGUCUCAGUACCCGCGUCUCAUGGACCUGGAGAGCCUGUUCUGCCGGCUGGCGUUCAACGUGCAGCGCGACUACAUGCCACUGGUGGAGGUGCCGCGCUCUCAGUUCCUGUGCGCCUACACCAGUCACUGUGCCACACUGUGUCAGUGCUGCCAGUUUGACGCGUGCGACUGCGAGAUGACGUGUCCGACCAACUGCACCUGCUACCACACCGCCGACUGGUCGGGGAACAUCGUCGACUGCACGGCGGCUGGCCAUCAGACGCUGCCCGAGCACAUCCCCAUGGACGCCACCGAGCUGUACCUGGACGGAAACCACCUGCCGCGCCUCUCCAGCCACGCCUUCAUCGGGCGCCAGCACCUGCUCGUGUUGUACCUCAACGACAGCCGAGUGCGCACCGUCACCAACCGCACCUUCAACGGGCUCACCAGCCUGCAGGUCCUGCACCUUGAGCGCAACGACCUGGCGCGCCUGCACGGAUUCGAGUUCGACACACUGCUGCUGCUCCGCGAGCUCUACCUUCACGACAACGUCAUCGCCUCCAUCGACAACCGCACGUUCACGCCGCUCGUCUCGCUGCAGGUUCUGCGGCUCGACGGGAACCGACUGGUGCGCUUUGCGCCGCUGCAGCUCACCCGCCACGCGCACCUAGUGUCGGUGAACGUAUCGGCGAACCAGUGGACGUGCGCGUGCGAUUUCCUCGAGACGUUCCGCGAGUGGUUGGAGGCGACUAAAAGUGCAGUGGUGGAGCCCGAGACGCUGACGUGCUUUCCGAACGAGACGAGCACCGCGGUGCCGCGCGCGAUUUUAGGUCACAACGCAACGGCGUGUCACUUCAUCAACAACACGAUCGCGACACAGGUGUACCAGCGGCGCUCGGCGGGCGACUACGCGUUCAUCGCCGCCGUCUCGGUGCUCGCGCUGGUCGCCGUGGUAGUCGCCGUCGUGGUGUACAUCUUCUGGCACGAGAUGCGUGUGCUCGCUUAUGCCAAGUACGGCGUGCGCAUGUUCACGGGCGGGCGCGCGGAGGCGGAGAGUGACAAGCUGUUCGACGCGUUCGUCAGCUACAGUGCCAAGGACGAGCCGUUUGUGGUGGACGUGCUGGCGCGCGCGCUGGAGACGGACGAGCCCAGCUUCCGGCUGUGUCUGCACCACCGCGACCUGGCCGUGCGCGCCUACGUGGCCGACACGAUCGUGCACGCGAUCGAGUCGAGCCGUCGCACGGUGGUGGUGCUGUCGGACCACUUUGUGCGCGCCGAGUGGUCGCGCUGCGAGGUGAAGUCGGCGCUGCACCAGGCGCUCAGCGGACGUCAGGGUCGUCUGAUUGUGAUAAUAGUCGGCGCCGUGCCGACCAGAGAACUCGACCCCGACCUGAGACUCUACCUAAAGACGAGUCCUGUGCUGCACUGGGGUGACACACUAUUCUGGGAGAAACUGAAAUUCGAGCUUCCGGACGUGCGGCGCGCGCAGCGGGAGGAGCCUCCCGAGUACGAGUACCCGAUGGCGGUACAUAUCUGAGGUACCGCCCAUCGGGGGGUGUGCCCGGCUAGUCAGGGAGCGCUCCUCGCGCUGUGGUGGGACGUGCAGAGCCCGUACUUCAGAGGCAUGGCAGGGUGUGUCGGUGAUUCGCUGUGUUUGCGUUGUUCGUGCCGUUUUUAGGUAUCUAUCAUCCGUCCAGUGAAACUGUUUAGUGUUCAUGCUUUACUCAAUGUGUGAUUCAACUGAAAGCAACUAUCUAUAGUAUCUGACAAUUUCUCGUUAUGUGCCUUCUCCAUAUAAUUUGUUGUUCCCAGAUCCCCGAGUUAUGUGACUGCCAUUUCUCCCCUAGCCUUGUGUAGGCGAUGUUGUUGUUUCGGCAGUGUGUGAGUGUGUGUGUCCCGGCGCGGCGCCGCUGUGAUAUAUGUCUGUGUGCGGCUGCUGGCUGGGCGGAGGGGCGGCGGCUACCGAGCGGCGCGGCGGCCGCACCCGUCCGCUUGGCCGCCGCGGGCCGACGCCUCUUUGUUUCCGUGAGCGCCCCGACCGCUCGCAAUUUAUGGCUUAUAGUUUUAUGCAAAUGACUGUGAUCGCAAAAUGAGUCCGAUAUUUAUGAGCGUAUUAUAUAAAUAAACGGACGGCCGUUGCUAGCGGCUUCAGCACUCA